GGAAGAAUUGACAGCAAUCAUUGCUCAAGAACUACAUAUAGAUGUUGCUUUUCCUUGUUUUUCUGUUAAAGAACAGUAUGGCUCUACUGCUUGCUGUGUGGUCCAUAAACAUUGGUUUACUGCCCUAAGGAAAUCAAAGAUCGGUGAAAUCACAAAAAUCAACAAGCACGCCGCUACUCGCUCUCCCUUAAAUAACAUUUCGGAGCAAACUAACGAUCAUCAAUCUUCGACGACCAAUGUACUAGUCACUGUGUAUUUGAAGCAAGGGUUAUCAGACCCCAAACUUAG
Racocetra persica is the source of this 288-nucleotide messenger RNA. The record is from the annotation of a GenBank genome assembly. NCBI's taxonomy places the organism in Eukaryota, Fungi, Glomeromycota, Glomeromycetes, Diversisporales, Gigasporaceae.